UUUGGGCCAGAGCGGGCGCGCGCGAAGCGGUGUGCAGAUGUGUCGCAGAUUUUGUAAAGUCACUGGACGCAUGGAAAGAGCCAGCAAAAGGAAGUCGCUCUGGAUAAAUGGGCCUUUAAACUGUCAGGGAAACGAGGCAGCCGAAGGAGACACGCGUGGAAGAAGACGUAUCCGAGGGAGGGCUGUCAUACGCAGUUAACGUUAGCUUAGUUUGUCGGGGAGAGGGACGUUACUUUGACAGUUAAAAGCCAGCGGACGGCGGCGUGCGAAGAGAUGGAGCUGUCAGCGAUCGGAGAGCAAGUGUUUGCCGUGGAAUCAAUCGUCAAGAAAAGAGUUAGAAAGGGGAAUGUGGAGUAUCUGCUGAAGUGGAAAGGAUGGCCUCCAAAGUACAGCACUUGGGAACCUGAGGAACACAUUCUGGACCGGCGCUUGGUUCAAGCCUACGAAGAGAAAGAACAGAGAGAACGAGCUCUGGGUCCCAGAAGGAAAGGAUCCAAAUCCAAAAGAAUCCUUCUGCAGAAUACUGUCUACACCAUGGAUCUCCGCAGCGCUCACAAGAUUCCCGAAAAACCUGAACCGCGCCUGCGUCUGUCUCUGACACGCUCUCUGCUCCCCGAGGAUGACCAUCAGUCGUACAGACAGGAAUCACGAGCACAACACAGACUGAGGAGGAAGGAGUUCAGAUGCUUUAACUCAAACCCUCCAAGUCCAAGACAAGAGAACUGGGUAGAGCAUGGAGAGGAAGACGAGGAGGAGGAGGAUGAGGAAGAGGAAGAAAACAGCAUGGAAGAUGAUGAGGACAGGGAGGAGGAGCAAGAGGAGACUCAGAAGAACACAGCAAAGGAGAGCAAUGGCAUUUUAAAUGGACAUGAGAGGACAGACGGCUGGAGCGCCACCGGACCAGACGAGGGCACCACAUCAGAAAAUAUCUGGAGACCCGUCAUUUGUCCGGGAGAAGUAACCGUCACAGAUAUCACCCUGAACUCCCUCACAGUGACUUUCCGAGAGUCAAGAGUAGCCAAAGGCUUCUUCAGAGACUGGGGCCUGAAAGUCUGAAUGCUGGAAAUUGGGUUGGCAGGUUAGCAGUGGAGGCAUGGCGAGAGGGACCUGGAGGCACCGACACAGUGUGUAAAAGGUGCCACAGUAGGUGUUUUCACUCUCUCUCUGCUUGUCUCAUUGCCAGCCACUCCCAGCUUUCUGAGUGGUAAAUUUACAUGCACAGAGUCACCUGAAUAUAAGCUGAUCUCCAGGUAAAGUGUUAUUUUCAUUGUUCUUGACACUUUUCCUACAAUCAGACUGAGUUGCCUUGAAUAAGAAGUGUAUUACUUUUUAAUUUAAGAACAGGAUUUAAAACUUGAGUAAAUCCUGAAGGGAAGUUAUUUUGUGUGGUUCCCGUAGAAUGAGAGGCUUACUAACUUAAAUUUAGCAAAAAAAGUGAUGGCCACAGCAAGGACCUUCUGAGCAAAACUUAAAAAAUGGCCACCAUACAACUUGCGUAGCAUUCUCAAGCAUUAAGUGGAUCAGCCACAGAAGAAGUCCACGUGGCACUUCAUGUGGACAACUGCAAAAAUCUUGCUCUGCUCCAUUUUUCUAAGUGAAUUUUCAUUUUUUAUGACAACCAAGACAACAGAAAAACAUGGAAAGCUACUUCUCCACAGAGAGAGAUUAGGUUAUUCAAACACAGGUCCAACAGGUGCAACACAAACGUGAUGAAACAACACAAACGUGAUGAAAAGACAGUACUGAAUAUCUGUGAAGGCAUUGAAUACUGGCAAAAUCAUUUUGGUAUCUGUUCUUUCCUUUGCCACUGGAACAAAGACUGGGCCACAUUAAGUAUUUCAACUAAUCAUGACCAAGGUACAGUCAGAAACACUGACAGAUCAAAUGUGAAGAAUGUCCAGACCUCUGGAAUCAAGCAGCUGGAAAUGUGUGGAGGUAAAAUGGCCCAGAGUUUACUUGUAUUGUUGGCAUUGCUUAAUGCAUAGAUGUCCAAAGUAAAGCUCUCCUCUAGAGAUGUCUUUCAAAGAAACACAACUACAGUCGCACAGUAGUGGAUAGGGGUUUUCUUUGUUACCCCAAGGUGUAACAAAGAUGCAAAACACAUUUCUGCCACGACAAACCAUUUGAAAAGUCAGCCGCCUGCCUGCUUCAUUAGUUUACCAGGUUUGGUUGUUAAGUGCACACUGCAUAAAGUAAGCAGAGCGGCCAGAUCGCACCAAUCCAUCCGAGCUGUCAGUGGUGGGUCAUUUAAACUGAGAUUGGUUAAGGCUACCUGACAGUACUGACAGGCACUGUGAAACAGCCACCCUGAAACAAAAAACUUAGUUGCUUUGGGAAUUAAGUAUUUCUUCUCCUUGAUGUCCCAAAUAUCCAAAUUAUUGACCCAUGUGGAUUUAAAAUCCCUGUAACUGUUUGAAAUUGUAUAAAUGUUCAUCCCGGAGGCAUUUAUACAAUGAUGGAAAACAAGUGGCGCUCUGGCAGGCAAUUCAAUGGUUUUAGUGAUGGAAACGCAGAGCUCCAUACUUUACGUGGAUCCAUAGUUAUGACUGAACACUGUGAAUCGAGUGGAUCUUACCUUUCAUGCAGAGUCUUUAUUUUUGAACCUUGUAAAGUAGAAAGGAACUCCAGCGAUGAAGUAUAUGUAGUAGUUUCACAGUUUAAAGUAGCACAAAACUGGAAAGUUAAACAGCCAAUUUCUUUGAUAUUGCAUUUUUAAUUAGCACCUGAGCAAAUUUCUUGGCUAAAUGUUUGACCUUACAUUAGAUCUUCUCUUUCCUCUAAGCCCAUUUGCCCCAUGACGAGCAAAAUCCACUGACAACUCCCCACCAGCGUGAUCUGAGUUUGCCAUCUGUGUUUGUGUAAUAGUUAUGGGCUUUUUUUUGUUUUUUUGCUUUAGACAUGUUAGCUUUAGAGGUGGUUCAAAUUUGUCUGGCCUCUACCCUUUGACCUGUUCAACCUGGGUAUCCCAACCAGGAGCCUCUGCUCCCACUGGCACAGCUCUCCUGGUCAUUGAAGCACACAGGCUACAUUAGUAAACAUGUGAGGAAGAGAAGGGAGGAGUUCUCUGUGCAUGUAAACGGAGCCACACUAAGCCAGCCUGACUGGACUCAAACAUUUUGUACAUACUCAGUGAGGUGGGCUUAGGUGUCAGACCCAUACUAACACACAGUGCUGUACCUGUAACCUGUAAACUCAUAGACUGUUACUACUGUACAACACGUGGCUUUAGUCUUGUAUGCGUUUCAAAAUCCUCCGAGAGAAGAUUUGAUCCGCCUGCAUGCCUUUCUCCUCCAGUACAGUUACUAUAGCGAUAUAAAGACGGUGUAGUCUUCUCUGUUCAACUAGCUCUUCAUCUCCGCACAUAUAGCCCACCAUACAAGUGACAAAUUUGUACCAAAAUGAGAAACUAAAUGAGACUUGAUGAGAGAAUGUAUUAAGGAAUUGCACUGUAUUAGCAUCAUAGAGGUUUGUGUGUCCACCGGGAGGCUCUCUUUGCAAAGACUGAUGGGUAGAGUUUCAAAGGUGAAGUUUUAAAGCUGCUACCAGCUGAUGUUUCGCGCCAAUAUUCAGUCCCUUUUUAUCAUAUCAUUUCCACUGUCCUUAUCCAUUAAUGUGAUUCUUUUAAAACUGGAAAAGCCUCAUUAAGUCAAUUACCAAACAAGACUCUCCACUAAAAGCUGGGCUGAUGCAUUUAGUUUUGUUAACCGUGUAGCGUUCCAGCACAACUUUCAGAAAGUGUGCUUUUCGGCUAAUAAAACAGAUAAUAUUAGUAACCCAUCAUCUAACAGCCGGCUAAGGCUCUUAGCCAGUGAUAAUGUCAUUUAGUAAUGCAGGAAAACCUUUCAGUUUAAAACAAAUGGUCUCUGAAAACAAAGAGGGACUAAUGUGGACAUUAACAUGUAAAACAGGACGAGAGUCUUAUACUUUAAAAUUUGAAACGGUGUAACUACAUGUAGAGUCUCUUAUGUUGGAAGCUGUAACAGGCUUUAUAAAACACUUUUCCAAACUGUAUAAAGCCCCAGUCACACCAGCCUAAAGACCAAUGGGAACCCAAAGUAUGUGAAGAGUAUGUAGAAGAAUGCACUUUUUUCCAGAGGGACCGGUGGUGUCUGAGGGGCCACCAACUGAUCUCUAGCAACCUAUAAUUGGUUAUCUCAUAACAUAAGUAUCUAUAACAUGAUAUAUUGACAGCAUUUAUGAGUAAAAGGUCAUUUUGGACCAGGCUAACCUAUAGCUAGGGUGACCAGAUCCCAAGAAACUGAAUGUGAGGGACACGUCAGCGAUGCUGAGAGGUAGUCUGAAACCUUCAUAUCCAACCACAAAAUAAAAAUACAAUAAAUUGUUCAUGUUCCAACUCUCCCAGUAAGUAAAUACAAUACUGAAAAAAGGAAGCUCAAGUUUGUUCUUAUGCUAUGAUACGAAGGGCUUUAUAUAUUCCUGUAUUCUUCUUUUUUAUUUCUCUCUUAUUCCAGUAGUUUCUUUUUGUAUCAUUGCAUAGAUUGGACAAGGAAUCAAAAUGCUGCACGCUCCCACAUAAGGAGGGGCUUCUGGUCACCCGAGUAGGUUUGGCUUAUUAUUUUACAUUAGUUUCAUCACCGGGAUUUGCUUAGAGAUUCCUUCUUUCGUCUGCAUCUCCAUGAACAUUUCUUCUAAUGUUGACUGAAAAAGUUGAGUUUUUGCAGUUCAUACAUGACUUUAAACUGAACUUUAAAACACCACCUCGCUUCAGUUCUGCUAAAAAGGUUUCAGAACACCGAGAGAUGAAAAUCACAGAAAUCCAAAUCAUUUAGAUGAUAUUAAAAACGAUUAAAGUUAUCAACGUUCAAAAUGACCAAUUCCAUGACAGCUGAGCGGCCAGCGGCUCAAAUAAAUGGAAACCUUGACAAAUGAUUGCGAUGUGUUAAUCAAAAGUGGAAGGUUUGAGUUAUCAGGGAGCGACACUGAAUGAUCAGUAUUACAAAUUCAAAACAAACUAAGAAGUAAAGCCUAACUCUGGACCCAGCAGAUCAGUCUGACUCCACAAGCUUCCACUGGGGACACAGGAGCAGGUGUGAUGUGUCACGUCUAUGGAAUCUCCCACAGAGGCGUCCCAUUGGUCCACAUGUUGUUUAUAUCACACUGAGGAUUGAUGGGUCAGCCUCUCAUGAUCUUCAAACUGUCUCUGUGUGACAACGAGCUGCAGGGAAUGGAAGUGCCUGAUGUUGCCUUUUUUUUUUUUCUUUUACUUCUGUCUGUGGAGCUUUCAGGGCUAAUAUUUCCCUUUUACACACACAUUAACACACCUCUCCUGUCCCAGUUUUUUGUUUGGUUGUUUUUUUUGUUUUUGUUUCUGUAUGUCUGGAUUUCACCAUCCUUCAAUGAUGUUAUUAAGACUUGAAAAACGAGGCGACGCGGGGAGGAAGCCGGAGAGGAAAUGUGUAUUUUUUAGUGGUUAUUUUUCUACAUUGACCUGAAUGUAUAUUUAUUCUUUGAGGGUGUAUUUGUCACUUGAUGACCAACAAGGAUAGUUUUUUAUACAGUUUGUGAUAACCACUGAGCUCAUGCCAUACUCCAGUGUUGCUGACAUGACGUAAAAAGCACCUCGGAUUUGACGUUGCCUGACGUGGUUGCUCGUGCUGCUUUCGUCCACCACUGAGCGAAGAACCUUGCACUUUAUUGUGAUGUAACCCUACACAUUACAUGCUCCGGUCUAUGAAGUGUCAUCGUGUAUAGACUAUUUCUAUGGUACUACUAAAAUAAAUGUUGCUCAUGUUUAAUAUCA
Messenger RNA from Oreochromis aureus, 5761 nucleotides. RefSeq names its product chromobox homolog 7b (gene cbx7b). The record is from RefSeq and is a predicted model, not a curated record. Lineage: Eukaryota; Metazoa; Chordata; Actinopteri; Cichliformes; Cichlidae. Gene Ontology annotation, cellular component: PRC1 complex. Gene Ontology annotation, biological process: negative regulation of transcription by RNA polymerase II. The transcript has 6 exons. The coding region runs from base 274 to 1056 and encodes 260 amino acids.